AUGCCUGAAAAUAAUGAUGGUGCCAAAGUCUGCGCAGAAAAACAUGGGGAUAAUUGCAAUGAUGGGUCAGCUGGUUGCAUAAAUAAUGAGAUCAACAAUGGUGCUGAAGGAGAUGGGAUAGACAUAAACAUGUGUAUGAUGGGUCUGCAAGGAUGCUGUGUAACUCGUAGAGAACUAGCUUUAUGCUUUGCCGUUUUUUCAGCGUAUUCUUUGUUGGCAAUUCUUGCAGGGAUUCAUCGCUUGUCAAGACCUGCCAUGGCAUCCACUAACCCGUCGUCAAUUAUUAGUGGCCACCUUUAUUCAACGGAUGAUAAAUUGAAGAGGGGAAGGCCCCCUCCAUUGCUCAAGAAUGCUUGUGAAGAUGUUGCAGUAGGCGAAGAGCCAUUGUCGUCUUGCUGCGUUUGCGUUCCCCUUGGCUUUAGCAAUAGCGCAUGGCGGCAUGAUUCCCAUAGCCCCCAUGUUCUUGGGACAUCCGAUGCAGGGGCAGACAAUGCCCUGCUCCUUCUAGCAGUGCUGCCUCAUACUCCUCCUCUUCUCGGAACAUCCGACAUGGCUGCUGACACUGCCCUGCACCUUCCAGCAGUGCUGCCUCCAACUCAUCCUCUUCUCAGAACAUGCGACAUAGCUGUCGGCGCUGCCUUGCAUCUUCCAGCAGUGCUGCCUUCUACUUCUCCUCUUCUCGGAACAUCCAACAUAGCUGCCGGCAUUGCCCUGCACCUUCCAGCAGUGCUGCCUCCUACUCAUCCUCUUCUCAGAACAUGCGACAUAGCUGCCGGCGCUGCCUUGCAUCUUCCAGCGGUGCUGCCUUCUACUUCUCCUCUUCUCGGAACAUCCAACAUAGCUGCCGGCAUUGCCCUGCACCUUCCAGCAGUGCUGCCUCCUACUCAUCCUCUUCUCAGAACAUGCGACAUAGCUGCCGGCGCUGCCUUGCAUCUUCCAGCGGUGCUGCCUUCUACUUCUCCUCUUCUCGGAACAUCCAACAUAGCUGCCGGCAUUGCCCUACACCUUCCAGCAGUGCUGCCUCCUACUCAUCCUCUUCCCAGAACAUGCGACAUAGCUGCCGGCGCUGCCUUGCAUCUUCUAGCGGUGAUGCCUUCUACUUCUCCUCUUCUCGGAACAUCCAAUAUAGCUGCCGGCACUGCCCUGCACCUUCUAGCAGUGCUGCCUCCUUUUAUUUCGCAGGUUGUUUUCUUUAGCUUGGGGUCAGCUGCUCGUGCACCUUCCAGCAGUGCUGCCUCCUACUCAUCCUCUUCUCAGAACAUGCGACAUAGCUGCCGGCGCUGCCUUGCAUCUUCCAGCGGUGAUGCCUUCUACUUCUCCUCUUCUCGGAACAUCCAACAUAGCUGCCGGCACUGCCCUGCACCUUCUAGCAGUGCUGCCUCCUUUUAUUUCACAGGUCGUUUUCUUUGGCUUGGGGUCAGUUGGCUCGGUGCACAGCUUCCAUCUUUCUUGAUACCAUAG
Messenger RNA from Prunus armeniaca (apricot), 1461 nucleotides. NCBI's taxonomy places the organism in Eukaryota, Viridiplantae, Streptophyta, Magnoliopsida, Rosales, Rosaceae. The record is from the annotation of a GenBank genome assembly.